Messenger RNA from Orbicella faveolata, 603 nucleotides. RefSeq lists its product as uncharacterized. Lineage: Eukaryota; Metazoa; Cnidaria; Anthozoa; Scleractinia; Merulinidae. The record is from RefSeq and is a predicted model, not a curated record.
AUGGACAAUUUCGGCCUGUUGCCUUCACCUCUUGUACCCCGACACAAGCCCAACAAAACUACUCCCAAUCAUCGCCCUCUGCUCACCCUCUUCGGACCACAGCAGCCAGUUCCUGCUCAUGCAGCAGCUCGACUUCAAAGAUGGGCCCUUAUCCUGGCAUCGUACAAUUACAAAAUUGAGUACUGCAGCACUACAGCGCAUGCUGAUGCAGACAGCAUGUCACGUCUUCCUUUGCCACAAACGUGGUCACCCAAAUGUGAAAAUAUCGAGUGCUUCUUCUUAGAACCUGAAGUUGUAACCAAUGUGACCAGUCAGAUGAUCAAAAGAGAAACCCAGGUUGACCCCAUCUUAUCCAAAGUGUACAGUUAUGUCAUCAGUGGAUGGCCAAGUGUUGUUGAUCCCACAGUGGUACCGUUUAAGAAUAAACAAGAUGAGCUGAGAACCCAACAAGGCUGUGUGUUGUGGGGCACUCGGGUUGUUGUACCACCUUCCCUUCAAGAGAAAGUAUUGCAUGAACUUCAUGAAACCCAUCCAGGAAAGACAAUGUUACUGGAGUUCCUCCUGUUUUGCUGUCAGAAACUCCUGAUACAAGUUCUAUGCUAG